This is a messenger RNA of Gadus chalcogrammus (walleye pollock), 1952 nucleotides long. RefSeq names its product DIM1 dimethyladenosine transferase 1-like (S. cerevisiae) (gene dimt1l). Gene Ontology annotation, molecular function: rRNA (adenine-N6,N6-)-dimethyltransferase activity. The transcript is spliced from 12 exons. Lineage: Eukaryota; Metazoa; Chordata; Actinopteri; Gadiformes; Gadidae. Gene Ontology annotation, biological process: rRNA methylation. The record is from RefSeq and is a predicted model, not a curated record. Bases 27 to 947 code for a protein of 306 amino acids. Gene Ontology annotation, cellular component: mitochondrial matrix.
UUUCGCAAACCCACAAAUCCAUCAAUAUGCCGAAGGUUAAGGCGGAAAAGAAAAGCCGGCAGCACCAAGAAAUAAAGAACCAAGGUAUUAUGUUCAACACUGGCAUCGGCCAGCACAUAUUGAAGAAUCCCUUGGUGGUCAACGGAAUCAUCGAUAAGGCUGCCAUCAGACCUACGGAUAUUGUUCUGGAGGUGGGACCAGGUACUGGAAACAUGACAGUCAAACUUUUGGAGAAAGGCAAGAAGGUUGUAGCCUGUGAGUUGGACCUCAGAUUGGUGGCUGAACUCCAGAAAAGAGUGCAAUGCACACCCCUGCAAUCCAAACUUCAAAUAUUAGUAGGUGACGUGCUGAAAACAGACCUGCCUUUCUUUGACAUUUGCGUCGCCAAUUUACCAUACCAGAUUUCUUCACCAUUUGUUUUCAAGCUUCUGCUACAUAGGCCUUUCUUCCGGUGUGCAGUGUUGAUGUUCCAGAGGGAGUUUGCCAUGCGUUUAGUCGCCCAGCCUGGUGAUAAGCUGUACUGCAGGCUGUCCAUCAACACCCAGCUACUGGCUCGUGUUGACCAUCUGAUGAAGGUGGGGAAAAAUAACUUCCGCCCUCCUCCUAAAGUGGAGUCCAGUGUGGUCAGAAUAGAACCAAAGAACCCACCUCCUCCAGUUAACUUUCAGGAAUGGGACGGUCUGGUCAGAAUUGCAUUUGUGAGGAAAAACAAAACACUGAAUUCCUCAUUCAAGAGUAAUUCAGUUGAACAACUUCUGGAGAAGAACUACAGAAUUCACUGUUCUGUACACAGCAUAGAAAUCCCAGCGGACUUCAGCAUUACCAAGAAGGUGGAGAGCGUCCUGGAGGAGGUGGAGUUCAGCGAUAAGAGAGCCAGGACCAUGGACAUUGAUGACUUCAUGGUGUUGCUUCACGCAUUCAACAAAGCUGGCAUACACUUCUCCUAAAUGGCGUAGACGCGUCGCCUCGGAUCCCUUCACCAGAGAGCUGGGGGCUCUUCACCAGAGGAUUUGGUGUGGGAGAAGCCUGGCUGGAUAAGGCGUGUGAAGAUAAUCUUCCAUCCCUGUCCCACUCCCCUUCACUCAUCUCUUUGAACGGUGCUGGGGGAACAAAAACUUAAAUAUUAAAAGAAUGUCAGUGGGAAACUACCAUUUAGUUGAUCAAAUGUAUUGUGGUUUGUAUCAGCCAAAGCUGGAACUUUGAUAUGGACUAUGCAGUUAUGGGAAGCAUUUAAACAGACAUUGUAUUCUGGUGGAAGCUAAAUGGAGAGCACUGUGUUAAACUGUCCAUGCUUCUGGAAUUUUAUGCUGUUGGGAGGCAUUUAAAUGAUUCACGUUUUCUGGUGGUGAAGCUUUCCUGUAAAUGUGCUCAUAUUGAGAUUACGUGCUAUAGUGUUGAGCUGUUAAAGACGUGGCUUGGAAAGUAACUGGGAUGAUUUAAGUUACUAAGUCAACUACUUCAGUUUGGACAUCUUAAUUCAGAAGAUAUUGUGGAACUGCAACUUUCUCACGGAAAAUGCACUGUCCCUGUAGAUGGUGCUGUCAACCUCACAUUAAUACUAUGAUCUCCAUCAUGCUCUCUUCAAUAACCUGUCUGUGAAAUUAACUUAAAGGUUGUAUCAGCGAUUCUGGUUGCCCUGACUUCCGUUGCGAGAUUCCAAACGAACAGAGCCAGCUAGCCCCUCCCUCCCGUGUUUUGAAAAUUAUCAUGAACAUGCAUGAAAAUGCAACAGGAAUUUGUAGCUACCACUUCGCGUGCACGAGCGCGAAACAGCACCCACCCCUUGUCUGUGAUUGGUUGGAACACUGUUUAUUUUGAGGUGUUUUUGUGAGCGAUCUCUGAGCCUAGGCCACCUAGAGAGACGCGGUUUUUAGACAGCCUGCUUAUGGGACGGGCAGCUAGCGGAUCCUGAGGAAAAAGCGGAUGAAUGUGAUACUUUGUUUCAAUCAGAA